AUGGGGUUGCAGGACCUAAUCGAGCGCAGUCGUGAGCGAAAUGACUUGGAGAUGUGGACGGGUGCCAAAGGCCAUGAUCAAUCCGAUACCCCGGGAACUCCCUUUGGCAUGCAUUAUAUACCCACGCCCCCAGAAACUUUGCGAGGGCGCUCAGCUCACCCCACCUCUGCAACCGAACACACAGGGAGCCAGUCCGUGCCUUCAUUCAAGAAUGAGCGAUCGGGGGAGCAAAGCACAUUCACAAAAUCUCUUCCAAGCCUUCAUGCCAGUCAAGAAGAAUUGGCUCGUCUCCGAUCUCGAGAAGGCUUUAUGGGCAGCAGCAGCGGUGAGAACCUUCAGAAUCUUGUGGCUGACUGGGCUCAUUACAUGGGAUCAAACCCUAAUGAUUAUCGCGCGGCAUCUUCCGCAUCGCUAGCCAGGGAAGAUCCGGGCAUUAUGGUUCGCAAAACACGACAACCAACUAGUUCUCCCAGGACACACCCCGAGGCCCGAGUACCACAUCUGGGUGAUCUAGACCUUUCGCACAGACUCGCGGGAACAAGCAUAGGGUCCGAGCCGCCAUCGACUAAUGCAUCCAUGUCGGAACUUCCACGUGCGAAUCGAUAUGGGCUACAAAUGGUAUCACAGGAGAACUUUCAGCCUCAUGAGAGGUCUGGAACGGCAAUCAUGGGUCCCGAGUCCCACAACCAGGCUAUGUCUCAUCAACGAGAUGCGUCCUCUUUUUAUUCGCGCCAAAGCAGUGACCCUUCGCGGGGAGCAUCUGCCGUUCAAUCACUAAGAGUUCAUGCUGCAAAUGCAAUUGAUAGCUUGCCCAAUAUUCAUACACAAAUGGCAGCUGAGAUUUGCUCGGUCGAAGAUGAACUGGAACCAGGUACCGAGGCUCUGAAAAGCAAGUUUGUUGAGCAACUUGAUACGCCAAACUGGGGAUCACCCCAGAGUCAUGGCAUUUCCAAUGGCGCCAACGGCGCCGGACCACAUCGCAAAGUUAGUCCCGGCUGGAUGACCGAGGGCCGGCGGAUGGGCUAUGGGUAUAGCUUGGUGGACAAUGCUGAGGACCACGGAGACACUCCCGGGCUGAGGCCUGACAGCCAACAGUCUCCUGUGAAACAAAGUCCUACUAAUGUCAAGGCAGAACCAGUUUUGACACCAUCGAUGUGGGCCAAAAUGAAGAGCCAUUCGGUUCGAGGUAAUAGACACGCACCGCUGGCAGUGGACUUGGCUAGUGAAGGAAUGGCUGUUGGCCGUGUAAACUCGAUUCGCGCGCAACACAUUGAGUCGCCAACUUCUGAGAAGACACCAACUUCUGCAAAGACUCCAAAUUCCGGAAGCAGCUUUUAUGUCGAAGACGUGGACGAAACCUUUUUAAGUCGAUGGGCGAAAAUCAGCCGGUCCACACGCCAACAACCACAACCAGAGAAGUACGACAAUUCAACCCAUGGAAGUGAUGUCUGUGUCCGGUCCCCAGAUGCUUCACCACUUAGUGAACGCCACUUCUCGAUGGAUCAAACAAACCACCAGCCCUCUGUGUACUUCGAUCCGUCGAAUGACAGGAGUGCAGACAGAUUAAAUGGAGAACCUUCCCGCUCCCGUAGUGGCCGUUGGGUACUGAAGUUUUCCAGGAACAGGGAAAGCAAGAGACGCUCGAAUCUCCCUCCAAAAGAAUUAUCCGAUAAAUCGCCAGUGCAGUACCAGGACCAUCCAUCGAGUGGCCUGGGACGGGCAAACUCUACCAGAAGCGAUAUGGCAGAGGAGCUCGCGAGUGCGUAUCAGGAGUGCAUUGGGAUGCCCGGGGCUUUCUAUGGAAGCCGGUGGGCGAGCCGAACAAGUCUAGUGGUGGAGGCAGAGUGA
Molecule: messenger RNA, 1848 nt
Organism: Penicillium roqueforti
Lineage: Eukaryota; Fungi; Ascomycota; Eurotiomycetes; Eurotiales; Aspergillaceae
Exons: 1
Coding region: 1-1848 (615 amino acids)
Source: RefSeq, a predicted model, not a curated record